This is a messenger RNA of Symbiodinium necroappetens, 166 nucleotides long. Lineage: Eukaryota; Dinophyceae; Suessiales; Symbiodiniaceae. The record is from the annotation of a GenBank genome assembly.
GCUGGUGUGUGCCUGUAUGCCAUCUGCACUGCUGGGUAUGUCUCGUGCAGUACUCGCAGAACGAUUUUCGUCCCCAGUGCUGCCAAGGCCUGUGCUGACUUUCGACUUCCAUCGCCAGGCCUUCCGAGCGCGCAGCUGGACAACCCCACUCCUCUCACUCCUGUGA